GACAGGAUUUUAGUCCUUCGGUAUCAUCCGUGGAUGGCUUUGUUUGUGUGGCUUGCUGAAUGCAAGGCGUCUUGUGUUCGAAAGAGAUUGCAAAGUGGGUUUCUGGAGCUCAGCAAACGGUGAGAUUUCUGCUUUCUGGACUUGGAAGGGUUUGUUUUAAAAAAAAAAAACCAGGAAGCAGAGGGUUGGGUUCUCUUUUUGCUUUUUUAUUUUUUUUAAAGGAAGAAAUAAGGCCAACCAGGUAUGAAAAAAGACUUGUGGCCACACCCAAGAAUUAAUGCUAUCAGAAUCAGUUUCUCCACCUAUACUGUUAAGAAAGAAAAGAACUGGCACCACAUCAGAUCUAUUCUGUCCUUGCAGCCAAUUAUAGCAGGUUCCUGACAGCAUAAAAUGCUGCAGGAACGUUUUCAUCCACGCUUUGGACAAAAAGCUCAAAGGUCAUCUUAAGAAGAGGCCGUCCAACUCUCCAGGUAUGGAUUGGCACCAGAGCACCACCGUUCAGCUGAGUGGCCUGCUCGUCUCCCUCUUCGGUUGGCUCCUGUCGUGCGUGACGACUUACGUGCCUCUCUGGAAGAGCCUCAACUUGGAACUCAACGACCUUGAAAUCUGGAAUAUGGGCCUUUGGCAGACCUGUGUCAGUCAAGCGGUCUUGCAGUGUGAAAACUACGCUUCCCUCCUGGCCCUGCCUUUGGAGAUCAAGAUCUCCAGGGUUCUGAUGGUGACUUCCAACGGACUGGGCUUCCUGGCAUUCUCCUUGGCUCUUUUGGGAUCGAACUGCCUGAAGACCAGCGACUCAAGGCAGAAGAGACCCUUGGGGAUCACAGGCGGCGUUCUCUUCUGCAUUUCUGGAAUGACAACUCUUGUUCCCAUCUCCUGGGUUGCCUACAACACGGUGCAAGACUUUUGGGAUCAAACCAUACCAGAUGUCGUCCCGAGGUGGGAAUUCGGCGACGCCCUUUUCCUGGGCUGGUUUGCUGCAUUUUUCCUCCUGUUGGGUGGCUGCCUUGUCAUCGGUGCUGCCUGUUUCCUAAAGACCCCGAAGGCAUCUAAGAGGCCGGCAAUCCACCACAAAGGGGAGGUAGCCACGCUCGCCAUCCAGCAUCCACCCUCUUCCCCUAAAAUUGCAGACCUUGUCAUCUGACGGCACUUUCCUGAGCUUCUGGAUCCCGCCUGGAAUGGGACGAUGGUUCGACGCGUGGAACAUUGAAGAGCUAGGGUUUAGGUUUCUGCAAAGGAUGGCUUGGGAAAUCACACUGACAAGGGGACAACCCGGCAUCGUGUUGUGUUGUGUUGUGUAGCUUGUUCUCCCUAAGUGCAAAUUAGAAAUGUAUUAUUGAGUAUGUGCUGUUCCAGGGUCCGUGGGCCUGUAUCUACUCUUAUGCAGGAGACAAUGCUUUCUCUCCUCCCUGCCCCCACUUUUAAUCUUUUGGAGAAGCAUGACGUAAGAAACACCCCGGUUUAAUGAUGGAAGGAAUGUCAGUCGAGGAUAGAAUGUCUGCAAAAAUAAAGGUCCAUUCAACAAGCAUUGUUAGGCUUUAAAAAGCAAUUAAGCGCUUACAGGAAAUUGGAACUCUCUUACUUGGCAUAAGAGAAGAUCAGCAAUCUUGGGCAGAGACUUUGGGCUACUCGGAUAAUAGUUUCAGAAGGGGGCAGAAGAAAGGAAACCCGCAAGCCAAGGCACCAGGUGAGCUUCCACGGAUGAAUUCAGGAGCCAGCCUUGUUUUGUUCAGCCAACUCUCCUUUCGAAUAGUCUUAGCAUCUGAAGCCUCCUUAAGGCAACCUCUCGUCGACAGGGGACACAACAGCUGGAUUGUUGUGCCACCCUUUUUUGAUAGAAAGGUCACGUAGGAAGAGUUUCCAACUUCAAAACAGUUCUAGAGUCAACCUUCUGCAAUCGGAGGCAUGCGCUGGCAGGCUGCCAACCUCUUUGGGGAUCACAGCCAGAGGUGAUGGAGGAAUUUAUUUAUUCCCCAAAUCUAAGGAAAUUAAAGGGGUUGUUGGUUUUUGUGUGUGUGAAAUAACUGCCACGGGCGGCAUUGCCUUGAGGCUUCAGAAUUACUGCUGAAAAUUAGAAGCAGUAAUUUUCUUCUAAUUUUACUAAGUCUGCCGUUUUCAGGGAUAGAAACAAAAUCACAAAUAUCUUUAAGUAGGGUAAUAUUUAUUGCACUUUGAAACCAGAAAUCUCAUCAGAUUUGUAUUUCCCAUCUCAAUUUGUUAGCAUUCUAAUAAAAAACAGAUUGCUUUAAAAGAUCUUGAGGAAAAAAAUAUAACCAUUAAAAGUGUGACUUAUGCA
Messenger RNA from Pantherophis guttatus, 2293 nucleotides. RefSeq names its product claudin 25 (gene CLDN25). NCBI's taxonomy places the organism in Eukaryota, Metazoa, Chordata, Lepidosauria, Squamata, Colubridae. Gene Ontology annotation, cellular component: membrane; bicellular tight junction. The record is from RefSeq and is a predicted model, not a curated record. Gene Ontology annotation, molecular function: structural molecule activity.